Messenger RNA from Tinamus guttatus (white-throated tinamou), 639 nucleotides. NCBI's taxonomy places the organism in Eukaryota, Metazoa, Chordata, Aves, Tinamiformes, Tinamidae. The record is from RefSeq and is a predicted model, not a curated record.
CUCUUCGUCCCAGGCCAGAGCCCGAGCGCCGUGGAGGAUGUGUUGGAUGCUGAGAACAAGCGCAUGGCAGACAGUCUCGCCAGCAAAGUCACCAGGCUGAAAUCGCUGGCCUUGGAUAUUGACAAAGAUGCUGACGAGCAGAACCAUUAUCUGGAUGGCAUGGAUUCAGAUUUUAUGAGUGUGACUGGCCUGCUGACCGGCAGCGUGAAGCGGUUCUCCACCAUGGCCCGGUCAGGGAGGGAGAAUCGCAAGUUGCUCUGCUACGUUUCUGCAGGACUGGUUGUCGUCUUCUUCGUCCUCUACUAUCUCGUGUCAAAAGCAGGCACUUGAGCAUGGUUUUCGUGCCAGAAAUUUUACAGACCAAAAAUCAUGUGUUGUUCAAUGGACUUAUUGAAAGCCUUUUUCAUUCUGCCCUGUUGUGGAGUCUUUGAGACAUUCCAAGCAGUCCAAAUAACUUUUCGGUUCCCCAGCUUACUGUCAUUGAUUGGGCUGCUCUUGGGCUGUCUCUAUAAAAUGAUUAUGUUUCAUUCUAAACUGACUUUCACAUGUAAAAUGACUUUGAUGUUGUUAAUACCUAAACUUUCAUCUCUUGCCUUGUUGUCCAUGUCCUUCAGCCUAUUUUCAAAGGCUGCUUUUGUG